AUGCGCACCACAUUCGUUCGUGAGGUCGUAACAGGCCUCGAGUCGGCCGUCAGAUCCUCGCAGCGCAACACCACUCGCACGCGUGCAUCGCAUCUCGCGCCAUCAACCUACAGAAGUUUCAACUCACAGACUCGCCGCUAUGAUGGAGCCACCCCUGCCACUUCGAACACUGCUGCUCCUCGCGCCCCUGCCGCUCAAUCAUCAUACGCACCCAAACCCGCCGCUCAAGCUCCUGCUGCACCAAGCGAGCCUGUGCGAUCGCUCACCGACGGCCUAAGUGAUCCUCCACCUACCCUUGACGAAGGCGAGAAGCAAGUCGACUGGUCCCGUUCGUUCCAUGGCAUUUCUUCAACACCUUUUAGCUCUGAAGCUGCCGCUAUUUUGACACAAGAGAUCCCCUUUGACGAUAUUGAAAUCAAGCCCGACGGAAUCAUUUAUCUACCCGAGAUCAAGUACAGAAGAAUUCUGAACAAGGCCUUUGGUCCUGGCGGCUGGGGCCUUGUGCCCCGUGGCGAGACCAUCAUUACUGGCAAGUUGANNCUUGUUUCGAUAGCCCGUGGCGAGCAACAGUACUUUGACCCUGACGGCAUUCCUACUGCGACCGAGGGCUGCAAGUCAAAUGCUCUCAUGCGCUGCUGCAAGGACUUGGGUAUCGCGUCUGAACUCUGGGACCCGCGAUUCAUCAGAAGAUACAUGAAAGAGAUGGGCAAGGAGAUUAUUGUCGAGCACGUCAUGACAAAGAAGAGGAGAAAGCACUUUAUGAGAAAGGAUGACGAGUUGAAGUAUCCCUUCAAGGAGGUUGUUAUUCCUGGCCAGACUCCUGCUAGGAAGUAA
Molecule: messenger RNA, 834 nt
Organism: Aureobasidium musti
Lineage: Eukaryota; Fungi; Ascomycota; Dothideomycetes; Dothideales; Saccotheciaceae
Source: the annotation of a GenBank genome assembly